Messenger RNA from Arachis ipaensis, 732 nucleotides. RefSeq lists its product as uncharacterized. The record is from RefSeq and is a predicted model, not a curated record. NCBI's taxonomy places the organism in Eukaryota, Viridiplantae, Streptophyta, Magnoliopsida, Fabales, Fabaceae.
AUGUUACAGGACCAUCGACAGUUGGACAUCAGUCUCAUCUACAAGGUCAUCUUGCCGUUGAUACAGUCCAACCCAUCCGUCAGCAUCCCUGUCCUGCAAGGUGCAGUUCGACAGAGCUAUCACUUCAAACCCUCCUACAGAAAGGUGUGGAUGGCGAAGCAAAAGGCAAUUGCUCAGAUAUACAGUGAUUGGAAGGAGUCAUACAACAAGGUGCCGAAACUACUUCAGUUGUUGCAGAGUUGUUUCCCGGGAACCAUUUGUGAGCUAAGAUUCGUGCUAUACUACGACGGACACCUUCUAGUCCACGACUGUAUGGCACAAGAUGGCAACAACAAUAUCCUGCCUAUUGCUUUUGCCAUUGUAGAGUCCGAGAGUACGGAGUCAUGGUCAUUCUUUCUUACUAAUUUGGGACGACAUGUCACCCCACAGGAAGGCCUGUUGGUUAUUUCUGAUAGAUCACAGGCUAUCAAGAUUGCACUCAGCACCGAUGAAAGUGGUUGGCAACCUCCUAAGGUGUUCUACGCUUACUGUAUUAGACAGAUGGCCGUAAACUUCAUGACUCAUUUGAAGUCAGUCGAGGGCAAGCGAUACCUUAUAAACGCCACUUAUAGUCCAAGCAUGGAUGGGUACGAGUGGUACAUGGAUACCUUGAAAGGUUUGUCGCUGGGAAUCGUAGAUUGGACUGGUUGUUUCAACAAGGAGAUAUGGCUGCAACACUGCGACAGUGAUUAA